AGAUACAAUGGACGGAGUCACAUUCAUAGCCUCUGUCAACGCUGUUAAUUAUGCUCGAGGAACUACAUGUGUCCUAUAUAAUUCUUGGACUUAUUUCCUGGGUUUGAGUACCGCCUUGGUCAAGUAAAAUGUCAUUUGUGACGGUCCAGUGCAUGGGGACGCGUGACGUCACCUGUGAAUGACCGUAGCAAGGACUUGGUACUGAGAGGCGUCCUGAUAUACUGCGGACUGUUUAAGUUAUAUAGUUUUGAAUUAAGAUAGAAGGACCUGGAGCUUGAACAUAUGUAACAGUACAAGGGACAACUGAAGAAAAAUGGAGCUUCCCAAAAUGGACAAUAGUAAAAUACACUGUGAAGAAGAAAAUAAUCCCAGUAAAAUUUUGUGAAAGCAGUGAAGAUCGACACCCUAGAAUACAUAUGUCACUAUGGAUUUGUGGAUGCUUGCGAAGAUAUUAAUCCUGUCAUUCAGCUCACUUCAUUUGGCUGGAGACGUUUAUUGGGUGAGCCAACGACUUGGAAUAACCACUUUGGAAAUCUCGGCUAUCAGUGGGAUAUUUUCUGGAUUUGGGAUCAUGAUCCGCGGCCAGACACAGUUAGCCAAUCAGAACGAAGACAGCGGUGACGUAGAGCAGUCACAUCAUGGUCUACCAAAGUACAGUUUAGUCAAGUACACAGGGACUGAGCAACAAGAUGCCAUCAAUAGUAAUCGACCUCUAGAACGGCUGCGGCUCUCCAAAGUAUUGACACUAGUGAUUCUGACGGUGAUACUCAUCAGAUGCUUAAUAUGUCGAAGGAGGGACAGAAAAACAGCAAGGUGGAUCUCGGUUUUUCCUUGCACACGAUUGACGAACAAAUAGGGUCAAAGACAUGCACGUGUACGUUACUAGUAUAUUGAACUUCUGUAUCGUCGACAUGAAAUUAUCAACACAACAUAAUACACACACAGAAUACAGAACCACAGGAGAGAGAGAGCGAGAGGCAUGAAUGCUUUGUCGAAUCUGAAGUCCACAUAUGUGAAAUCAUGCAACUUUCAUUUUGGUGUUAAUUCUCUUUGAAGGAGAGAGACGCGUGGGAUAAUUAUUUAUCACGAGAUUGUCAUGAAAAGAGUUAUGAGGAAACACAUGUACACUCAAAUUACUUCCUUAGUGGAGGGUAUGUGGGAUUUUUAAUUUUGACUUUGAAAUCAAACUAAAGCUGAUAACGAAGCAGCGCGCCGGUUUGAUUAGAACGCGGAUGUGCAGAAAGAAAACGCAGAUAAACCCCGCUUGUCGCGACGCCUGUUCAUAUCUAACCAAAUAAAAUA
Molecule: messenger RNA, 1302 nt
Organism: Lingula anatina
Lineage: Eukaryota; Metazoa; Brachiopoda; Lingulata; Lingulida; Lingulidae
Source: RefSeq, a predicted model, not a curated record